AUGGGCCUUCCCCUUUUCCAGGCCCCUGUCGAGUCUGACAUCUCCUCCAAGCCGGCACUCAAGAACCCUGCAGACCCCGCGACUGCGCGAUCACCCAUCCGUCGUACUGAUCGACGACGCGUUCAUGAGAUUCGUGCGCAUCGCCUCCAAUUGCUUCACGUCUUGCAGGGUAAUGACAUUGGCGCCUCUGACACCGCCAGCAAUACGGAGCGCGACCGUGUGCCGUCUGCACCCCGAUCGCGACCAGCUGAGGUCGCCAGACCGUCUGUUCGUGUGCGCCGCAAUGACAUCUGGAACGACCCUGCUUUCGACCACGAGUCCAUAAGAGAAUGGGACACGCGUUUAGCCAGCCAGCCAGGUCCGGCUGAGCGUAUCAGCCCGCCGUAUCCUUCCAUUUCUUCUCUUCCCGAUCCUCACUCAUCACUAUUUGCCGAGGAUGGUUUACUGCGCGUGCAAGGAAACGCUUACUAUGACAUGGCUCGCGCGGGAUCGCAUCGAUAUGAUGAUCACAGUCGCUCUGUAAGCCGGGAGCGAUCUGCGCCCCGCCGCUCGCGUGAACCAUCACAAGCUUCGGGGCGGCCACCAUUCCCACCGUUUUCGUCGUUUGGCCGUCGUAGUAGUUUUGAUUCCACGACUCCUGUGCAUCUGAGGAGCGAAAAUGGUGACAGAAGCCCAGACAGCAGCGCCUUGCGCCGAAUUCUGGGGGUGUCUGUGCCUGCUUUCACACCGAGGUCACACCGGGGCUACCGCCGCUAUUCCAGGCAUUUGAGCGGAAUUAGCGACCGAGGUCGUGGCUCUGGUAGACAUCUUGAUGGCUCUGGCGACCGCGACCGCGACCGUAGCUAUGAUCGAGACCUCGGCGGGCUUGGUGAUCGGGAGCGUAGUCCAGAGGAUGACAGUGCCUGGGAUACUCUGCAAUCUUCUAUCACUCCUGAUCCACAUGCGCCGAGCGUUGGUUCCUCGUUUGCGUCCACGACUGUUUCUGCUGCUGCAUCUCAUACUACUGGAAAUUCGUCCAACACGUCAAUCACUAACCCGGAAGAUGGCAUUGAACCACCAUGCGAUCCAGUCGACCAGGAUGCCAACAGUGAUAACGAAGAUGACACAGAAGCAGAAUUACGAACUGAAAUCCUUUACAGACAGGCGACGCCACACAGUGGACGUCGUCCCUUCAUUGAUGGGGUUACAGACGCGCACAACUCUGCAGACGAGGACAGCACUGAUAAUCUUGAGUGGUUGUCACAGAUGCAAAGCAUCGUUCAAGGAUUGGCUGCCCGACAGGACAUUCCUGACCAGUGGUGGGCUGCGGUUGGUCUCACUCGAUCCAUGACUUCGGAAUAA
Molecule: messenger RNA, 1341 nt
Organism: Pestalotiopsis fici W106-1
Lineage: Eukaryota; Fungi; Ascomycota; Sordariomycetes; Amphisphaeriales; Sporocadaceae
Exons: 3
Coding region: 1-1341 (446 amino acids)
Source: RefSeq, a predicted model, not a curated record